GGUGUUUGGGGCUAUAAAGGCUGUGCAUGGACCCCGGGUUUCCCGUUCAGGGCGACGUCUGUGGUCGGAAUCUGGUGACGAGUAUUCCCGGUUUAAGAAGAGCGAAGAUGAGGCGGUGAAUCAGGAUCCUGAAAAAUUGCAGGAGGAUGGGGCGUCUUGUACCGAUAGGAGGUAUGGGCUUGUGUAUACUCGAAAAAGAAACAAAAUUGGAACUGGGUUUGCUGAUUUUUUGGAUAAAAAAUAUGGCUUACAGAAGAAGAGGAGUUCACUGAGGAGGAUGAAAGCUAGAAAUCCUUCACUCGGUGGUGUAUACAAAGCUGGAGGACCUAGCUUUGGCCGCUAUUUGCCUGCUCCCAUAGUUAAGGUCAUCCCAGUUCCUGGAGUUCGACAAGUGCAAGCCUUUGAGGGUGUAGACGGUUUGCCCUUUCAGAGACCAUAUUCAUAUAUCUGCAUAAAAGCAGAUCAGGUGUCUAGAGCAAUGGCAAAGAGGAUGGCAAAUUAUGACAUGGAUUCAGAAGAUGAGGAGUGGCUUAAGAAGUUCAAUAAUGGGUUCUUUGCUGGCAGUGACCUUCUUGAACAGCUUUCAGAAGAUAGCUUUGAGUUAAUGAUUGAUGCUUUUGAGAAGGCUUAUUAUUGGAGUCCGGUUGAUUACUCUAAUGAGGAAGCGGCUGCUAAGCUUUGCCUUGAUAUGGGUAGGAGGGAAGUAGUAGAAGCCGUGUAUGGUUAUUGGUUGAAGAAAAGGAAGCAGAGACGAUCGGCACUACUAAGGGUUUUUCAAAAAAGGAAAUCUCCACUCGUUCCUAAACGCAGAAGGAGAUCAUUCAGAUGCCAUGGAAGAGGCAGACAACCAAGUGUUUUGCAAGCAGUGGCUGUGAAGGAAGAUGAAGUGGAAGAACAAAAUGCCUUGCAACAAGUUGAGCAGACCAGAGUUUCAGCAAACAGAUCUAUGGAAUCAGCUGUGGAGAAACGACGAAGGGUUCAAUUACUCAUGGAGAAUGCCAAUAUGGCAACAUACAAGGCCAUGGUGGCACUUAGAAUUGCUGAAGCUGCUGGAGUUGUUGUGUUCUCAGAUGCAGCAAAUGCCAUCCCUUUUUAUUUGUAAGUAAUAUCAGCCGGUACUCAUAUCCAGGCCUGUGAAAUAUGCAGUAUAGGCUUGUAUUGCACCUUUUUAAUGGGUUCAUAUUUGAUGUACGUUAUGUAUUAUUGUAACCUCACUCCAAUGUCUUUCGAUAUGUCUGGUUUGUUCAAUUGAUGGAAGAAAAAAAUAAUCUAAAAGAGAGUAGUACAGGAAAUUUCUAGCCAAUGUUUGAGAGCUUGCUACCUUUGUAUCUUGCAACAUCAUCAGUAUUUCUCAUCAUAAUGGAGGAUGAGUACACCAUUCUUCAAACAUCAAACAAUACGUGGGAACAUUUUUUUCAUCUCCUCUGGAAAUUAAGGAACUUGAUUCCAUAAGCAAACACGAAGAAGAAAAGCACCCAACCAAUAUGUGCUACUACAACAGGUACGAGGAAGUAGUGAUCAAACCCUAGAGAAUUCUUAAGGUAUGUCUUUAUUUCCACGAACUCUUCUCCAGGUACAUAAACUUUGUCAAGUUUG
This is a messenger RNA of Rubroshorea leprosula, 1596 nucleotides long. The record is from the annotation of a GenBank genome assembly. Lineage: Eukaryota; Viridiplantae; Streptophyta; Magnoliopsida; Malvales; Dipterocarpaceae.